Molecule: messenger RNA, 300 nt
Organism: Morchella importuna
Lineage: Eukaryota; Fungi; Ascomycota; Pezizomycetes; Pezizales; Morchellaceae
Exons: 1
Coding region: 1-300 (99 amino acids)
Source: RefSeq, a predicted model, not a curated record
AUGAAGCCUAUCAUCUCAAUCGUCCCCUUUCUGCUCAUUCUCCUCCUAUUCAGCCCCCUCAUCGCUGCGUGGGACAUUGCCCCUGACCAGCGCAAUCGCCCCCCGAUCCUAGCAGAAGACGAGAUCAUCGACCAGCGCAACCGUCCCUCCGACGAAGCCAUCGAGCCAGUUGAUAAGACCAACGUUGUCAUUCCACGUGGUUUGAAGCACAAGCAUCACAGCCACAGACACCACCAUGGCGGCCGCACCACACGGGGUGCUAGAGCGGCUUUGGGGCGCGGGGGUUUGCGGAGGAUUUAA